AUGGCGCUAGCAGAAGACAUUUUCGUCGGUUUCGACGUUUCCGACGAGGACAAGCCGUUCCUCCUCAACGUGCUUCUCGCACCCGGCACACCGUGGGAUGAGAAGCUAGCCAUCUAUGACCUCGGCCUCUUUAGCGGAUACGAGGACUGGAACCUGAUGCUGGAGAGUGCGGCCUCAUUGAAGGAGAAGGACCUGGCUCGCUCGCCGCUUGAUGCACGAGAUAUUCUAGCCUACAUCCCCCGAGUUAAAGAAACCACGCUAGCCGCCGAGAAGCUACGCCAGGGUUGGGCAGCGACUGACCAGUCCAUCAAGAAUCUGGCCGCACUGCUGCGGGUUCAUCGAUCAGGCCACACUGUUGAGCCCCAGCCUCGACCUCCAUCUCAGCCCGCCGUCAUCAAGAGGGAGCGAGUUGUCAAGCGAGAAGUGGUUGCCCCCAAACGCGGACGGGAAGAAGAAGAUGACGAUGAGGAGGCCGAGCCCAAGCAGCGAGUCAAGCGGCACAGGGCCGCUCCCAAGCCAUCCACAUCUCACUAUUUCGCGCCUCUCGCGGAUGAGCAAUUGCCACGCACCAGACCCGAGCAGCAAUCAGUAACUCCGUCACCCGUCGACACGGCCCAGACUGUCACCUCGGCACUCAUCCGCAACGGUAUCGCCACGCCCAAUCCCACACCUCGCAAGCAAUCCCAGGAAAACGAGGCCCCGAAGGAGGGCACCACCGCCGGGCAAGACCCGCUCCACCCGCAAGUCACGACCCAAAAUUCCGGCGCUGCAGCUAGCGAAACCAACGACGAUAACUCUGGCGCUUUAAAAGCCAGCGGCCCGCAGACAGCCGGGAGUCUUCGGGCGCAGCCCAUCUCCAACGAACUCGUCCGAAUUAUUGUCCCCGGAGGAGCUGAGACGGGUCAAGUCAGAGAACUAGCUCCCUCGGAGCCCUCGCCGAGACGGAAAACCGCCAUCAAGUCGCCGUUCUUCGGUCAGCCGCAGACUAAGCCGUCUCCUAGAUCGAAACGCGUCGGUGGUCUUGUGUCCACGAUCCCCUUCCCGCCGCUAUCGGCCCCGCGCUUUGGUCUGAUCCAGGAAGAGUUCGCCCAUGAACCUUUUUGGCUGCUUGUGGUUGUGACUUUCCUCGUCAAGACGGCCGGGACGCUGGCCAUCCCUACGUUUUACAAGGUCAAGGAGCGGUUCCCAACACCGAUUGAUCUGGCUGAGCCGGAGGCGACCACGACGAUUGUGGGCAUGAUCCAUCACUUGGGUCUUUCAAUUGUACGAACAGCGGCAAUACAGCGAUACGCCCGACUUUGGCUCGAGAAGCCACCGACAGCAGGCGUUGUUUAUAGAGUGAAGAACUACGAUAAAAGAGACGUCGAAUUGGAAACACUGCGGCCCGAUAGUGACGAGGAUUCUCUCGAACUCACUACUGGACACGCCGGAGAAGCUGGCGAGGCGUGGGAGAUGGGUCACUUUACCCAAGGCAAAUACGCUCUCGACAGCUGGCGCAUAUUUUGCCGAGACGAGCUCCUGGGACGGGCAGAGGACUGGAACGGUAAAGGCGCCGCCCCCAACUUCCAACCCGAGUGGAUGAGAGUACGACCAGACGACAAGGAGCUUCGGGCGUGUCUGCGGUGGAUGUGGAUGCGCGAAGGCUGGGAAUGGGAUCCCGCGACGGGAGAAAAGACGGUUCUUCGGGAUGAGAUGCGAAGAGCUGUGAAUGAAGGGCGAGUGGACUAUGACAACGCGGGCGAAUUGGUGAUUCUCGACGAGCCGCGGUCAGGCUAG
Messenger RNA from Colletotrichum spaethianum, 1776 nucleotides. Its product is annotated as methyl-CpG-binding domain protein 4. The transcript is spliced from 2 exons. Gene Ontology annotation, cellular component: nucleus. Gene Ontology annotation, molecular function: DNA binding; catalytic activity. NCBI's taxonomy places the organism in Eukaryota, Fungi, Ascomycota, Sordariomycetes, Glomerellales, Glomerellaceae. The record is from RefSeq and is a predicted model, not a curated record. The coding region runs from base 1 to 1776 and encodes 591 amino acids. Gene Ontology annotation, biological process: DNA repair.